AUGGACAGGACCGCCGUGGCGAAGAUGGGAGCGGUGGCCAGCGCCAGCGUGUGCGCCCUGGUCGGCGGGGUGGUGCUGGCCCAGUACAUCUUCACCAUGAAGAAGAAGACGGCCUGUAUGCAAGCCCUGCAUCUCUGGACUCUGCUUGCCACCUAUGCUGUUGCAGUAGGACAAAAUCAAGGACAGAAGAAUCAGGAGUGCCCUAAGCUCAACACACAGAUGCCAGAAUUUCAGAAGAAGACUGUCCAUAUUAAGGACCCAGGGAGAGUAGAGGAGAUUAUUUGUGGCCUCAUCAAAGGUGGAGCUGCCAAACUUCAGAUUAUUACAGAUUUUGAUAUGACAUUAAGUAGAUUUUCCUACAAUGGAAAAAGAUGUCCAACUUGUCAUAACAUCAUUGAUAACUCCAAGCUCAUCACAGAGGAAUGUCGAAAAAAGUUAUUGCAGCUGAAAGAAACCUAUUAUGCUAUUGAAAUUGAUCCAGCUCUCACUAUUGAAGAAAAAUACCCAUACAUGGUAGAAUGGUACAAUAAAUCUCAUGCACUGCUCAUUGAGCAAGGCUUACAAAAGGAGAAGUUUGCAGAAAUUGUGAGGGAAUCUGAUGUCAUGCUGAAAGAAGGAUAUGAGAAUUUCUUUGAUAAGCUCAGUGAACACAAUAUUCCUGUGUUCAUAUUUUCUGCUGGAAUUGGAGACAUUCUUGAGGAAGUUAUCCACCAGGCUGGAGUCUACCAUUCUAAUGUCAAAGUGGUUUCCAAUUUCAUGGAUUUUGAUGAAAACGGAAUAUUGAAAGGAUUUAAAGGAGAAUUGAUUCAUGUUUACAACAAACAUGAUGGUGCCUUGAAGAACACAGAGUACUUCAAACAGCUGAAGGAUAACAGCAAUAUCAUCCUGCUGGGUGACUCUCAAGGAGACCUGAGCAUGGCAGAUGGAGUAGCAAACGUUGAGCACAUUCUGAAGAUUGGCUAUCUCAAUGACAAGGUGGAUGAGCUUUUGGAAAAGUACAUGGACUCUUAUGAUAUUGUCUUGGUGAAAGAUGAAUCCCUGGAAGUAGCCAACUCCAUCCUCCAGAAAAUCCUGUGAAUUGCAGCCUUGAGUCACUCCAUUCCUUCCAGGAGGCAACUGGACAGCAGAGCACACGUUUGCUAUCUUAGAUGUGUUCAUUACUCAUUGACAGGACUGUUUAUAACUUAAUUUAAAUAUUUUACCUUCAUUUUGGUAUUUUCAAAUCCAUAUGGGAUCCAUUGUCAGCUAGAAGCUCCUUUUGUUGUUCUUCUGCUCCUCUUUAUUGUCUCACACUCCUGCUGUUAACUAGGUUUAAAUUGGAUUUGUAAACGUGAGAACCUUCUGCUGCUGCUAUACUGUGGUUCACUGUCUGGUCAUCAGACAUUUCAGAGGAGCAGUUCCAAACCCAUGGGUGUUCUGUAACCCAGAAGAUGUAAAGGUUCUGUGAAUAAGCAGCAUGCACCUUUGUGUUGCCUUUUCUUCUCUCAAAGAAGAUGCUUCAGUCUCAGCUGGACUUUGAGGGAUCUUUCUCAUCUGCUAGAGACUUGCACGGGAGGUUUUCAUACAUCUAUUUUUCUUCAGUAAAAAUGUUUUCUUCACCCAA
Indicator indicator is the source of this 1603-nucleotide messenger RNA. It is a transcript of the gene NT5C3A, whose product is annotated as 5'-nucleotidase, cytosolic IIIA. Lineage: Eukaryota; Metazoa; Chordata; Aves; Piciformes; Indicatoridae. Gene Ontology annotation, molecular function: magnesium ion binding; 5'-nucleotidase activity. The transcript has 10 exons. The record is from RefSeq and is a predicted model, not a curated record. Gene Ontology annotation, cellular component: cytoplasm. The coding region runs from base 1 to 1077 and encodes 358 amino acids.